This is a messenger RNA of Indicator indicator, 1770 nucleotides long. It is a transcript of the gene GRAMD4, whose product is annotated as GRAM domain containing 4. Gene Ontology annotation, biological process: apoptotic process; negative regulation of toll-like receptor 9 signaling pathway. The coding region runs from base 34 to 1770 and encodes 578 amino acids. The record is from RefSeq and is a predicted model, not a curated record. Lineage: Eukaryota; Metazoa; Chordata; Aves; Piciformes; Indicatoridae. The transcript is spliced from 18 exons.
GUUAAGGUAAAGCAGAAAAGUGCAGUGCUGAACAUGCUAAAGAAGUUGGACAAAAUAAGGUUCAGAGGUCACAAGAGAGAUGAGUUCCUUGAUUUAGCAGAGUCUCCAAAUGCUUCAGACACUGAAUGUGGAGAUGAAAUCCCGGUGAAAAUACCUCGAACAUCAACUCGAGACAAUGAAGAGCUGAGAGACCCUGCUGGUCCAGGGACCAUCAUCAUGGCUGCAGGAGUCCAGGAUUUUAACAGAACGGAGUCUGACAGACUGAAUGAGAUCAAAGGUCACCUGGAAAUAGCCUUACUGGAAAAACACUUUUUACAGGAGGAGCUCAGGAAGCUGAGAGAAGAAACAAAUGCUGAAACGUUAAGGCAGGAGCUAGAAAAGGAGCGACAGAGGAGAUUAGAACUAGAACAAAAAGUCAACGAAGUACUUAAAGCAAGGACAGAAGAGGUGACUGCAGCUCAGCAACCUGCAAAGCCACAGGCGCAAGCCAAUGGAACAGAUAAGCGUAGUCACACAGUCAGUUCAAGACUCCAGAAAUGGUUUUUUGACAAAUUUGGGGAGUAUGUUGAGGACUUCAGAUUUCAGCCAGAAGAGAAUACAGUGGAGACAGAAGAACCACUUAGUGCGAGAAGAUUGACUGAAAAUAUGAGAAGAUUAAAGAGAGGUGCCAAACCUGUUACUAAUUUUGUGAAGAAUCUUUCUGCCUUAUCAGACUGGUAUUCUAUCUACACUUCUGCUAUUGCCUUUAUUAUAUACAUGAAUGCUGUAUGGCAUGGCUGGGCCAUUCCCAUGUUCUUAUUUUUAGCAAUUUUGAGGUUGUCCCUAAAUUACCUCAUAGCCAGGGGUUGGAGGAUACAGUGGAGCAUUGUGCCUGAAGUUUCUGAACCCAUGGAACCUCCAAAAGAGGACCUGACGGUGUCUGAAAAGUUCCAGCUUGUUCUAGAUGUGGCUCAGAAGGCACAGAACCUUUUUGGCAAGAUGGCAGACAUACUGGAAAAAAUUAAAAACUUGUUCAUGUGGGUCCAACCAGAAAUAACACAGAAGCUCUACAUUGCCCUAUGGGCAGCAUUUAUUGCAUCCUGCUUUUUGCCCUACAGGAUUAUUGGGCUUGCAAUGGGACUCUAUGCUGGAAUCAAGUUUUUCCUUAUUGAUUUUAUCUUCAAACGAUGCCCCAGACUAAGAGCUAAGUAUGAUACUCCUUAUAUCAUCUGGACAAGUCUCCCAACAGAUCCUCAGCUCAAAGAUAGAUCUAAUGCUACAGUGUCAAGACGGCUUCAAACAGCAGCAUCCAGAAGUUACGUGGGCUCAAGUGCCCCAACUGGAAUAAGCAAAGAUGAAGACACGAGUCGUUUCCAUACCACUAAGAGGGGCAAUUUUCAUGAAGUUUUUAACCUGUCAGAAAAUGAGCGUCCUUUGGCAGUGUGUGAAAAUGGCUGGCGUUGUUGCUUGAUAAAUAGAGAUAGGAAGAUGCCUACAGACUACAUCAGGAAUGGAGUUCUUUAUGUCACAGAAAAUUAUUUGUGUUUUGAAAGCUCCAAAUCCGGCUCAUCUAAAAGAAAUAAAGUUAUAAAGCUAACGGAUAUAACAGAUAUUCAAAAGUAUAAAGUGCUCUCUGUUCUCCCGGGAUCAGGGAUGGGUAUUGCUGUAUCAACGCCAUCUACACAAAAACCUUUGGUGUUUGGUGCCAUGGUACACAGAGAUGAAGCUUUUGAGACCAUAUUCAACCAAUACGUAAAAAUAACCUCUGCAUCAUCAAGUAAUGAGAGCUAG